AAUUAUGAAAAUGAAAACUGUAUGAAGGCGCACUCGUUUAAAACGAAAUUGUGAUGACUGUGUUUUACUGAUAUGUAAGUUUGGGUGAUAUGUAAGUUUGGGUGAUAUUUAAGUUUGGGUGAUAUUUAAGUUUGGCUGAUAUUUAAGUUUGGGUGAUAUUUAAGUUUGACUAAUAUUUAAGUUUGGAUGAUAUCUUAGUUUGACUUAUAUUUAAGUUUCGAUGAUAUAUUCGUAACAGGAGCUGUGAUUAGACACAAGUUAUUACAAGAAAAAAAGCACACAAACAAGCAUGGAUUGGAAUCCUAGACCAGCAGAGGAAUUAUGGGAACUUAUCAGUAAGAACGACUCUCCGUCCAUUUUGAAGGGGAUCCUAACAGAAGAGUUGUUUCACAAACUGAAGGACAAAAAAACUUCAUUUGGCGGUACACUGGCACAUUGUAUGAGUUCAGGGUGUUUGCAUUUUCGUAAAAACGCAGGUAUUUAUGCCAGCGAUCCCGAGGCGUAUAGUGUGUUUGCUGACAUAUUCACUGAAGUUAUAAGAAGGUAUCACCGUGUUGAAAUUUUAAAUCAUCCGGAACCUUACUAUGGGUCAGAAGAACAAAUAAGAGCCUUACAGAAUAUUGAUCCUGAUGGUGAAACGGUCAUAUCUACACGUGUACGCGUUGGCCGAAGUCACGCAAAGUACCCAUUUAUACCCGUAUGUUCGUUACAGAACUUAGUCGACAUGGAGAAAGAGACCGCUUGCGCCUUGAACUCACUAACUGGUGAACUGGCUGGGAAAUAUUACUCACUGGCAGAUUUGGACAACGCAACAAAAGAACAAUUAAUAACUGACCACUUUCUCUAUAGACACGAUGACGAAACGUUGAGAGAUGCUGGCCUUUAUAAAUUCUUGGACAAAGGAAGGGGCAUCUUCUUUAAUGAAGCUAAAACAUUCAUAUGUUGGGUCAACGAAGAGGACCACGUACGAUUAAUCUCCAUGGAGACAGGAGGUGAUAUAGCGUCCGUAUAUUUACGCCUUGUAAAGGCUAUUCGAGAGAUGGAGAAAAGGUUGACCUUUGCUAAGAAAGAAGGUUACGGAUUUUUAACUUUCUGUUCAACAAAUCUAGGAACAACAUUGCGAGCUAGUGUUUUAAUGGCAAUUCCGAACGUUUGUAAACAACCCAACUUCUUGGACGUUCUAAACAAGUACAACAUACAAGCUAGAGGCACCUGGGGAGUCGGUUCUGCGAAUGUUGAUGACAUAUACGACUUGUCUAAUAAGCGCCGGCUCGGUCUGACAGAGUUCGCGGCUGUAACAGAAAUGUUGAACGGAGUUCGUGCUAUCAAAGAAUGGGAAGAAGAACUUGUUCGCAUUAACAAAACAGACAAAUAGAUACCAUAUAAACAUUUUAUUAAACCAAACAAUAACAUUAUAUUACGAAUUUCACAAUUUCCUUAAAGAUAUGUGUCUUCAUCUUAGUACAACUUCAACUUGUACCAUGUACUUUCACUAUUUCUAUACGUGUACCAAUAAUUAUUACACUUACAAAAAUGUAUAUUUUUAUUUCUGCAGUAAUAAAAAACACACAAAACAU
Messenger RNA from Ruditapes philippinarum (Manila clam), 1577 nucleotides. RefSeq names its product arginine kinase-like. The record is from RefSeq and is a predicted model, not a curated record. NCBI's taxonomy places the organism in Eukaryota, Metazoa, Mollusca, Bivalvia, Venerida, Veneridae. Gene Ontology annotation, biological process: phosphocreatine biosynthetic process. The transcript has 7 exons. Gene Ontology annotation, molecular function: creatine kinase activity. Bases 290 to 1375 code for a protein of 361 amino acids.